Messenger RNA from Nycticebus coucang (slow loris), 1587 nucleotides. It is a transcript of the gene LGMN, whose product is annotated as legumain. The transcript has 14 exons. Lineage: Eukaryota; Metazoa; Chordata; Mammalia; Primates; Lorisidae. Gene Ontology annotation, biological process: vacuolar protein processing. The record is from RefSeq and is a predicted model, not a curated record. Gene Ontology annotation, molecular function: cysteine-type endopeptidase activity. The coding region runs from base 154 to 1455 and encodes 433 amino acids.
GUGGCGGCGCCCCCGCCGCAAUCACAGCAGGGCGGACGUCAGAGGUGGCUUGUCUGAGGCUGCGCAUCGCCGGGAGUUCCCACGGUCCUGCCACCGCCGCCGCAGCCGAGGUAACCCGCUGCAGGUUUCUGCAGUUGAACUCCAAGGCACAGAAUGAUUUGGAAAGCAGCUAUAUUGCUCAGCUUGGUCCUGGGAACUGGUGCUGUUCCCAUAGAUGAUCCCGAGGAUGGAGGCAAGCACUGGGUGGUGAUUGUUGCGGGUUCAAAUGGCUGGUAUAAUUAUAGACAUCAGGCAGACGCGUGCCAUGCCUACCAGAUCAUUCACAGAAAUGGGAUUCCUGACGAGCAGAUCAUCGUGAUGAUGUAUGACGACAUUGCCAACUCUGAAGACAACCCCACUCCAGGGAUCGUGAUCAACAGGCCCAAUGGCACAGAUGUAUAUAAGGGCGUCCCGAAGGACUACACUGGAGAGGAUGUUACCCCACAGAAUUUCCUUGCUGUGCUGAGAGGUGAUGAAGAAGCGGUAAAGGGCAAAGGGUCUGGAAAAGUCCUGAAGAGCGGCCCCCAGGAUCAUGUGUUCGUUUAUUUCACUGAUCACGGAUCUACUGGAAUACUGGUUUUUCCUAAUGAUGAUCUUUAUGUAAAGGACCUGAAUGAGACCAUCCGUUACAUGCAUAAACACAAAAUGUACCAGAAGAUGGUGUUCUACAUUGAAGCCUGUGAGUCUGGGUCCAUGAUGAACCACCUGCCUGAAGACAUCAAUGUCUAUGCAACUACUGCCGCCAACCCCAGGGAGUCAUCUUAUGCCUGUUACUACGAUGAAGCUAGGUCUACGUAUCUGGGGGACUGGUAUAGCGUCAACUGGAUGGAAGACUCAGACGUGGAGGAUCUGACUAAAGAGACCCUUCACAAGCAGUACCAUCUGGUAAAAUCCCACACCAACACCAGUCAUGUCAUGCAGUAUGGAAACAAAUCCAUCUCUGCCAUGAAAGUGAUGCAGUUUCAGGGUAUGAAGCACAAAGCCUGUUCUCCUGUCUUUCUGCCUCCAGUCACGAGUGUUGACCUCACUCCUAGCCCUGAUGUGCCCCUUGAGAUCAUGAAAAGGAAACUAAUGAGCACCAAUGAUCUGGAGAAGUCCAGGAAGCUUAUCAAGGAGAUGCAGUGGCUUCUGAAUGCUCAGAAGCUCAUUGAGAAGUCCGUGCACAAGAUUGUCUCCUUGCUGGCAGAAUCUUCAGCUGAGGUGGAGAGGCUUCUGACCGAGAGAGCUUCGCUCACAGAUCACAGCUGCUACCCAGCAGCCCUGGCGCACUUCCGCACACAUUGCUUCAACUGGCACUCCUCCACGUAUGAGUACGCGCUGAAAUAUCUGUACGUGCUAGUCAACCUUUGUGAAAAACCUUACCCACUUCACAGGAUAAAAUUGACCAUGGACAACGUGUGCCUUGGUCACUACUGAAGAUCUGCCUUCUGGGUGCUUUUCUAAGUGUGAACACCAUCCCUCGAAUGUGUACUAAUCUGAGACCGAAGAGGUGGCGUGAAAGGGAAGCCCCCACUGCUCGAGGCCCCCUGGGGAAGGCUGCCAGCCCAC